Molecule: messenger RNA, 2434 nt
Organism: Mus pahari (shrew mouse)
Lineage: Eukaryota; Metazoa; Chordata; Mammalia; Rodentia; Muridae
Gene: Chek1
Product: checkpoint kinase 1
Exons: 13
Coding region: 106-1536 (476 amino acids)
Biological process (GO): protein phosphorylation; mitotic G2 DNA damage checkpoint signaling
Cellular component (GO): site of double-strand break; nucleus; cytoplasm
Molecular function (GO): protein serine/threonine kinase activity; ATP binding
Source: RefSeq, a predicted model, not a curated record
GCGCUUUUGCGACAGCAUGACGCAAGCAGGUUUUGGCGGGAAAAGCUGUGCAUUUGGAUUCCCGUGGCAGCUGGCAAAGGAGUGCUUGUCGCUGUGCUUGGAGUCAUGGCAGUGCCUUUUGUGGAAGACUGGGAUUUGGUGCAAACUUUGGGAGAAGGUGCCUAUGGAGAAGUUCAACUUGCCGUGAAUAGAAUAACUGAAGAAGCUGUUGCAGUGAAAAUUGUAGACAUGAAGAGGGCCAUAGACUGUCCAGAAAAUAUUAAGAAAGAGAUCUGCAUCAAUAAAAUGUUAAACCAUGAGAAUGUAGUGAAAUUUUAUGGCCACAGGAGGGAAGGCAAUAUCCAGUACCUGUUUCUGGAGUACUGUAGUGGAGGAGAACUUUUUGAUAGAAUAGAGCCAGACAUAGGGAUGCCUGAACAAGAUGCUCAGAGGUUCUUCCACCAACUCAUGGCAGGGGUGGUUUAUCUUCAUGGAAUUGGAAUAACUCACAGGGAUAUUAAACCAGAAAACCUUCUCUUGGAUGAAAGGGAUAACCUCAAAAUCUCUGACUUUGGCUUGGCAACAGUGUUUCGGCAUAAUAAUCGGGAACGUUUACUGAACAAGAUGUGUGGGACUUUACCUUAUGUUGCUCCAGAGCUUCUAAAGAGAAAAGAAUUUCAUGCAGAACCAGUUGAUGUUUGGUCCUGUGGAAUAGUACUUACUGCAAUGUUGGCUGGAGAAUUGCCGUGGGACCAGCCCAGUGAUAGCUGUCAGGAAUAUUCUGAUUGGAAAGAAAAAAAAACCUAUCUCAAUCCUUGGAAAAAAAUUGAUUCUGCUCCUCUGGCUUUGCUUCAUAAAAUUCUAGUUGAGAAUCCAUCAGCAAGGAUCACCAUCCCAGACAUUAAGAAAGAUAGAUGGUACAACAAACCACUUAACAGAGGAGCAAAGAGGCCACGUGCCACAUCAGGUGGUAUGUCAGAGUCUUCUAGUGGAUUCUCUAAACACAUUCAUUCCAAUUUGGACUUUUCUCCAGUAAAUAAUGGUUCCAGUGAAGAAACCAUGAAGUUCUCUAGUUCCCAGCCAGAGCCGAGGACAGGGCUUUCCUUGUGGGACACCGGUCCCUCGAACGUGGACAAACUGGUUCAGGGCAUCAGUUUUUCCCAGCCUACGUGUCCUGAGCAUAUGCUUGUAAACAGUCAGUUACUUGGUACCCCUGGAUCUUCACAGAACCCCUGGCAGCGCUUGGUCAAAAGGAUGACACGAUUCUUUACUAAAUUGGAUGCAGACAAAUCUUACCAAUGCCUGAAAGAGACCUUUGAGAAGUUGGGCUAUCAGUGGAAGAAGAGUUGUAUGAACCAGGUUACUGUAUCAACAACUGAUAGAAGAAACAAUAAGUUGAUUUUCAAAAUAAAUUUGGUAGAAAUGGAUGAGAAGAUACUGGUUGACUUCCGACUUUCUAAGGGUGAUGGAUUAGAGUUCAAGAGACACUUCCUGAAGAUUAAAGGGAAGCUCAGUGAUGUUGUGAGCAGCCAGAAGGUUUGGUUUCCUGUCACAUGAUGAAGCCGUCAGCUCUGCACAUUCCUGGUGAAUAGAGUGCUGCUAUGUGACAUUUUCUUCCUAGAGAAGGUUUUCCUAUUCUGCAAACUGCAAACAACAGUUGUUGAAGAGUUUUCUUCCCAUUACCCAAACAUCUUCUGAUUUGUAGUGUUUGGCAUACAAAUACUACUGAAUUUUAAUUGUAUGUAAUGCCUUGGGGAAAGGAUGGAUCAAAUUCAUUAGGUAUUUCUCUAGCUGUGUUUAAAUUGUCUGGAUUUGAAACCAAGUUUUGGGAUACUUGAGUUUGCCAGUUUUUAUUCCCAUGUAGUAGUAUCACUUUUGAAAAGUCAAAAGUUUGUUUCAUCGCAACCAAAAUAUUUUCUUCUCUGCCUAUUUAAUUGUAAGGAUGAAUAAACACAGACCAUGUACAGUUGAUUGGUUCAUGAAUGAGGCCAGCCAGAAAAAUGUGUAUGUUAAUGUAUGUACUAUAUUUUCAGUUUUGGUAUAUGUGCUGCACAAGGGCUUGACCAAUUAUAAAGCUUUUUUGAGUUAAAGUGCUUAAAAUUGUAAGUUUUCCCCCUGGUGUAGCUAGUCAAAUAUAAAGCCUAAUUUGGUUGAAUUUUCACAAAGUUGAACACAAGCUCUAGUGCUUAAGUGACUUUACUCUAAAAAUUGCACACUUAGACAAUUUUUUUCUACAUUCACAGCCAUAUUUUAAUUACUCUAGAAAUAAACUCUAUUUUUAAAAUCAAUAUCUACCUCUGAACUUAUUGGCCGGCCACCAAGUUUCUAGAUGACACUGACUGAAAAAGGGACGGGAGUAAGGAAAUGCAGGAGAUGACCGGAUCCUUGUUCCUCACCUUGUACACUCACAUAAACUUUGUUUUGUUCACAAAAUUUAAUUAAAAUAUGAAUAUAU